CGGGGCCCGGACCGGAAGCGCUGCCCGGAGCCGUUCUCCCCCGCAGCGGUGGUGCCGGCGGAGCGGUUUCCGCUAUGGAGGGCGCCGGCCCGGCCUCGAGCUCGGGGGCUGCGGGGCGGCCGCUGACGGAGGACGAGAUGGCCGAGGUGAAGAAGGAUGCUUUAGAAAGGAUGCGUCCUUACCUGUGUGAUAAAAUUAUAGCUGAGAGACACUUUGAUUACCUACGUUCAAAGAAAAUACUCACGAGAGAGGAUACAGAAGAAAUUUCUUCUCGAUCUUCCAGUAGGAAAAAAACUGGGAAGUUACUGGACUACUUAGCAGAAAACCCAAAGGGACUAGAUGCUUUGGUUGAAUCUAUCAGACGAGAAAGAACACAAAACUUUCUGUUACAAAAGAUAACUGAUGUAGUAUUGAAAGUCAAAAAUGAAAAACUUGAAGCUCUCAAAGGUCUAAGCUGCAGCACCUGUAUGACCUCGCUGUAUGGAGGAACAAAUGAUCUUUCUAGAUCGUUUUCUGAUGAAUCUAAUUUUUUUGAUAAAACAAAAGACAAAGAAUCUACCCAGAUACAUCAUCCAGAAGAAGAUUAUAGCACUGCUGCAUUUGUGUCUGCUGUCUCACUUCAUUCAAUGAAUUUACCGAUUGCAGAGAUGGGAAAUGCGGAGUGUGCUGUUUUCUCAGCAACCCUUCCAGGGCCUGGAGACCCUGGUGCACCCCCACUCCCCCCAGAGCUCCAGUCAGAGCAGCAGGAACCAUGUACUAGUUCAAGUGACAAUUGCUUUUUGCCUUUAAGAUCACGUUCUCUUCAACCACAGUGAACGUAGUGACUUUUGUCUGUUCAUCCAAAUGGUACUGAAACUUUGUGUGGUGCCUUAUAAAAAUUAAAAAAAUGUGUUCAAACUGUUACCUAGCAAAAUCAGAGAAAACAAUCUAUGCUAUUUACUGGUUUUAAGUAGUAAUUUUUUUAAUUUUUUUUUUUUUUUUUUAAUUGGGUUACUCUGGAGCUGCUUAAUUUUAUGUUCUUUAGGAAGCUUCUUCAAAAUAUGGUAUUAUACCAGCAAAGGUUUGUUUUUUAAACCAAUGUAUUCAAGGUUUCACAUUUUGCUGCAGAUAUUUAAACUGCAGUUAUAGAACAAUUAUUUUUUUUCUUCCUACAGAAACCAACAAAUUUGCUUUUCUGAAUGUUUUCAUGACAAGUGAACUGGGAAAGAUAGUUAGGAAAAGUAUUGAGUGUCAAAAAAUAACUUUCUAAACUAAAAGCUUAAGCUUACUUACCAAAAAGCUUAAACUUGUUUACCAAAUUUAGUGUUUCUCUGUAGGAUAAAUUCUGCCCUCUGCAUAUGUGUGUGCAACUCCGUUUGAAAAAAAAACAAAAAAACAAAAAACAAAAAACCCAAACAAAAAAACCCCUGAAUCCAGCGAAAUCUGUAGCUAUGCUUAUUUGCAAGGUGUCUUUUAAUUGUCUGAACUUUGUCCUACUAGUAAGUCAACAGGCACUCAGUAUCGCAGCGAUUCGAGUUAGCAAAUAUACUUCCACAAGUCUUAGCAUAUUAUUCUUGUGUAUUAGUUAAACAUUUCUGAUUUGAGAUGCACUUUAAAUAUAAAUCCUCAUUAGUACUGGAAAAGGAAUGUAAACUGCUGUAACAGCAUCAUGUGGGCUGUAAGAAAAUGUUGUUGUAUAAUGCUAUUAAGGAGCAAAGCUUCUAUGUUUUGCCCCAGUAGGUAAGUAGAGGAGUCGUCCUGUAGCAAGAAGGUAUCCAUACCUGAAGGACGCUUGGAAAUGGUGCACUUCAGAUACCUACUCUUCAAACAGAUAGGGAAGUUUAUGUUUCAAAUUGUUCAGUGUCAAAUGCAUUUUAAACUGUUUCAACAUGGGAAGGUUCUCAUUUCUCGACACAAGAGUACACAUGCUGUAUUCCUCUCACACUCUACUCUUGAGUUGUAGUCUACUUUUUGUUAAGUAUAUAAUCACUUUAAUAUUACUAGCAAAGACAAACUCCUACUUGGAAAUGUGUUACGCUCUGUUCUGCAGUACUACACUUUGAAGUGAUGGGAUGUUUUCGGUGUAUCAAAGGGUAGGUUUGUAUUUAAACCUUAAUUAUUUUGGCGCUCAUACAGUGCUAUAGCUGUGUAAUUGCAUUCAAAUUCAAACCCAGGUGAUAUUUCUAAACUGUGUUCUCUUUUUGUGGAGACAGGCCAUCUGCAGGACCUCAAUAUAGUCUCUAAAUUUUUUUCGUGUUUACUCUGGUUUAGGAAGUAGGCUAAAAUAAACUACAAUGUCCAACUACGCUCCAUGCUUGGUACACAAAUAGCUUACAUUUGAUAAAGAUGUGGGCUUCUGUUUAGUGUUUAUAAAAGUCUUGUUUUCCUUGUAUACAUCUAAGAUCAUAAACCUUCCGGAUGAUGACAGUGCUUUUCAACAAAACUGCUUGGUUCAGAAGGCAUAAGCAACAUUUUGCUCUCUAACAAAAAAAAAUUGAGGGUAGGCUUUAAUCCUUCUAUUCCAUUAACUUGAAAUGUAGUUGUACAUGCUGGGGCUGUCUGGAAAUUGAUUUGUCUAAAUGCCUGCUGUAACCACUUAAAGAGCUGGGCUUAGGUUUGGGUCCCUUCUUGGAAUCUUGUAAAUGGAGGAGCACGAACAAGCUUGCUCUUAGCUGAAAAAGAGCAUCAGCUCAGGGUGAAGACUGCCUUGCACAUCUAAAUCUGAACACGUGAAGCAUGCUGCCUGCCUGUGAGGGAUCGCUCCUGCGGUGGGGCCUGUUAACCUGAGACUUUAGAUGAAUGUAUUGUCUUACCAAAUGUUUAUAAUCUGCAUUUAAAAAAAAAAUAAAUUUUAUCACAACUUUUGGAAUAAA
Molecule: messenger RNA, 2852 nt
Organism: Falco peregrinus (peregrine falcon)
Lineage: Eukaryota; Metazoa; Chordata; Aves; Falconiformes; Falconidae
Gene: BCL10
Product: BCL10 immune signaling adaptor
Exons: 3
Coding region: 75-815 (246 amino acids)
Biological process (GO): canonical NF-kappaB signal transduction; positive regulation of extrinsic apoptotic signaling pathway; adaptive immune response
Cellular component (GO): cytosol; CBM complex
Molecular function (GO): kinase activator activity; protein kinase B binding; NF-kappaB binding
Source: RefSeq, a predicted model, not a curated record